AGGCAUGUGGUAUCUCCAGCGAUUCGAAAACACGGCAUCCCUGAAGCAGAUGAUGCUUGCGGACAGCCACGACGUCCGUAAGACCUACCUCUACCGUCUCAGCCAUGACAAAGGCCUGACUCAUUUCAAGAACAUCCUGCUGGUUGGUUCAGCGGACGACUAUAUCGUCCCGCUCCACUCGGCGCACAUCAAGUUGGCCAAGCACAUCGUCAGGGACACCACGCCCUUAGGCGCCGCGUACAAGGAGAUGCUGCGCAACAUCCUCAAGCCGCUCAUCGACAAGCCGGACCUGAACCUCGUCCGGCUGGUGGUGCACGUGCCGUUCCGAAGCUCGCUCGUCUCCUCCAACGUGCACAUCGCCCCAUUGGACUGCGAGAUACUCGUCCAGAAGAUCGCCCUCGUCGCGUGCGCCAGGCAUCUCCUCUGAGAUGCCCGGCACGCGCCACCCAAACGACAGAAGCGCCCUCUGGCAUACAAGUCUACAUUCGCACACACGCGGCACACUUUUCGCGCGAUAUCUGCGGUGUUACGCAGGAAAUGAACAUGGUAGAUGACAGCAUGUGGACCAGGCCCACAAUCGAUUAGGACUCGCAGUGUGUUGAUGUGUACAUGUACCACGCAUUCUAUGGCAGCAGUACUAGCGUGUACAUCCAUAUGUCAAGCAUAUGCCCAGUAUGUGCUAGCGUACAA
Rhipicephalus sanguineus (brown dog tick) is the source of this 690-nucleotide messenger RNA. Its product is annotated as protein FAM135A. The record is from RefSeq and is a predicted model, not a curated record. The coding region runs from base 5 to 427 and encodes 140 amino acids. Lineage: Eukaryota; Metazoa; Arthropoda; Arachnida; Ixodida; Ixodidae. The transcript has 3 exons.